This is a messenger RNA of Aspergillus saccharolyticus JOP 1030-1, 904 nucleotides long. RefSeq lists its product as uncharacterized. The transcript is spliced from 2 exons. Gene Ontology annotation, molecular function: protein-macromolecule adaptor activity. The record is from RefSeq and is a predicted model, not a curated record. Bases 217 to 681 code for a protein of 154 amino acids. NCBI's taxonomy places the organism in Eukaryota, Fungi, Ascomycota, Eurotiomycetes, Eurotiales, Aspergillaceae. Gene Ontology annotation, biological process: proteasome regulatory particle assembly.
UUCUGAAUGCUUGCCCAUUACUUUGAGUCUCAUUCAAUUUUAUUGACUCGACAAGCCGUGGUCUGCACCAAGUAACACAACUAUCUGGCGAUACAGUGAGUUUAUUUCACUAUCGCAAUAUCAUCACAAGUGCUUUGGCAUCCAUCCCUAUAUCAUCCCAGGGCUUGCCACACGAUCAUCAUCUAUCACGGCGAUCACAUCAUCGCAACGCCUAUCAUGUCGGACGAAUCUCUCCCGAUCUCUCCCUCCGCCUUCGCUGAGGCUAUCAAAGAGCUUCCCCUCCCCGUCCUCUACGCCAAAGUCUCCGAGAUUCGGAACUCAAUCGCUCAUCUGCACCGCUCGAACGCAGAACUCGAAACCUUCAUCAAGGAGUCGUGCGACAGCGAAUCAGAAAAGCGCGAGCUGGAGAGUUAUAUUAUGGAAAACAAAGAUGUGGUUACAGCUAUGACGGAGAGGGUUGAGUUACUGAAGACGGAGGUCGAGAACCGCGGACAGCAGUGGAUCGAGCUGGGCGAGACAGAUCAAGAGAGAAAGGAAACGAAUGGAGACACUACGGAGGCAUCCAGAGACACAGCACCUGCCACUCAUCAAGGUCAGACAGAUUCAGCCUCGACGAGGGGAAAUGCUUCCGGAGAUACACAAGGUGGAGAAGAGGAGGAAGAGGAAGGAGUUUACCUAUAGGGGCAGCGAUCCUUGCAGACUAGAUGACAAGAUAUCAACUAAAAGGUAUUGCGUUUUGCGACUGAGACUGAUUGGCGGGAAGUGAUUUCUUGUUUCAUAAACUUGUAUACCCAGGGCAUAGUCACCUCCGCGUCUGUCUUACUAUUUACUCAGUGGAUUCCUCUUGUGCAGCUGACUGUCAUUCUCACUCGUGAUCCAGAUUGUAAAUGAUAUUCAAAAAGGC